Messenger RNA from Saccostrea echinata, 1943 nucleotides. Its product is annotated as cilia- and flagella-associated protein 100-like. NCBI's taxonomy places the organism in Eukaryota, Metazoa, Mollusca, Bivalvia, Ostreida, Ostreidae. Bases 28 to 1761 code for a protein of 577 amino acids. The transcript is spliced from 15 exons. The record is from RefSeq and is a predicted model, not a curated record.
UUCCAGCUAGCAAUAAUACAAGAGACAAUGGCAGAUUCACCGACCAGAUCUAAUGCAGUUUCACCUAACUCAGAGGUUUCUGGAAAAAAAUCUAGACAAGAUGGGUCCAGGCAAUCAGGAAGAGUUACAUUCCCAAAUUCGGCCAAAUCUGUAUCUACUGUGUUGUCAGAUGAACUUGUUCCUCAAGGAAAUCCAUUCAAAAUGCCUGCAGACAGUGAUAUUUUUGUUCUCAGAGACAAAGAAAGACAGAGGAAAAAGAUGGAAAGGGAAAAACAACGUAAACUGAGAGUUCAUGAGAAAACAACGUAUGCAUCAAAAGUGAAUUUUCGCACAGCAUCAAUGAUCAAACCAGUGGAUUCAGAUGAAGAAAAGGAAAUGGAGGAUUCAGAUAAAGCCAUUGCAGUAAAAGAUGACCCAGAACACACUAUUGCUGUCACUAGAGACCGACAUGUAGAAAAGGAAUCUCUAGCAGAAUACAUAGCCAAAAAGAGGGAGAUGUUUCUAGUCCAAUACUCUCUGGGAGUGAAGAGAAAUGAGAUGAGUAAACUGGAGGAAAUCUCACAGGCAGAGGAGAAAAAGCUGGACUUGGCCGAGUUAUACCUACAGGAGGACGCUGCCAUGUUUGACGAAUUCCUCAAAGAGAAUGACCAUGGGUCAAAUGAAGCUGUCCGAGAGGCUGAGAAUGAAACAAAAGCUAAACUUGAAAAAGUGGCAGAGAUAAAGAAAGUAAAUGCAGCAAUGAUGGCCAUCAAAUCCGAGAUUUCUAAAUAUGAAGACACAUUAAAAGAAUAUCAAAUGUACAGAAAAUUCCUGGACAAUCUUACACCUCAGGAGUGGCGUGACAAAAAAGAGAAGCAGAAAAAGAAGAGACGAGAGGAGAGGAAGAAAGCAAAAGAACAAGAGAUGAUUGCUUACAAAAAGAGUCUUCUAGAAUCAGAUCCAAAAGAUUUCAAGGGCAAAAAGAAAGCGAUGCCAAAACCCCCUCCCCCACCUGUCUCAAAACCCCCAGCCAAAAAACCAGAGGAGGUAGAUGAAGAAGAAGACGAGGAAAGUGAUGAGGAUUUGGAAUUGUUUUUCACACAUCCACAAGAACUGCUAGACAUUUUCGCAGAUUUGGAAGAACAGAAUUUAUCGCUGAUUCAGAACAGUCAAGAAACUGAGGAGGCAUUAGAAGAAAUGAAACAGACCAUAAAACAGACAAAAGUUAAAAUGGAAAAAGAAACUUCAAUAUUAAAAGAACAAAUAGACAAAUUAAAUUCACAGAUAUCGCGAGAAGAGUCCAAGGCAGCAGAUUUAAAGAUCAAAGCUAGAUUAUUUUCCUAUGGUGAAUUCAAAGCAGAGGACCAACAGAAGAUGUUAGAUUCUCUGAACUCUCGGGUGGAGGAAGUGUAUCGGUCAUGCAUUGGUGACAAUGAGGCAAACAUUAGCACAUUACAGAUGUUAACUAAUAUAGAAAACAGGUUAGAAGAAUUAUUUGAAAUGAUAGAAACAAUGCCACAAGAUAAAGUAGAAGCGGCCGAAAAGGCUAAAGAUAAAGAGAGGAGGUUAAAACUCCGGGAGGAAAAGAUAGAACAGCAAAGGUUACACCAGGAGGAGAGAGUACGCAAAGCACUGGAACGAGCAAAAGCAGAGCCAAAGAAACAGACGGGCCGAAAACUUGUGUUCCGAUCAGAGCCCCCGCGACACAAGAAACGGGAGGAUGAUGGGGCGGAUCAAGCAUCUAGAGAGGAGGAAGAGCUAGCUUAUUUCUUCCAAUACUAAGAGAAAACUUUAUCUUGGUCAUGCAGAUUUGAUAGAAAUCUCUACCUUGCCGUAUUGGUGACAGCAUUUCAUGAGAACGUGAACAAAUUGUCAGGGUAUUCAAUCACUGAACAUGCUUUGGAAUCAAUCAAAAGCACUGACAACUUAUACAAUGUAACAAUAAAACAAUAUCAUCUAUGGAA